AUGGCGUACUUUCUGGCCAGAGCGUCCUUCGCUUUGAAGCGCCCGUCGAGCGUCAUGCUCGCAGCGUUCUCUUGCGCUUUCAUCCUGGUAGUAUACUUCUCCGCCUGGCGCCUGGUCGGCUGCAGCUCAGAGGGAUGCCCUGAGCCGUUCCGCUCGGGCGAGAUUCCGGAACGGAAUCCCCCGGGCGAGCGGUUCGAGUGCAACCGGGAGUCGCCCUUGACCGACUACUGCACGCUACGCGGAGAUGUGCGCGUUGAUUUUCGCGCGGGGGAGAUCUUUCUCGUCGCGCGGCACCCAGACACGCCUCGGGGAUCCCUCGCCGUGCGGCCGUACGCCCGCAAGUGGGACGCCCCGGUCAUGGCCACGGUCACCGAGCAGAAACUGCGCGCGGUGGACGCGCGCGCGGAGCCGGCAUUAGCGCCGCGGUGUACGGCGGACCGGGACUCGCCCGGGGUGCUCUUCUCGGCCGGGGGACACAGCGGGGCGAUCUUCCACGACUUCAACGAAGUGCUGCUGCCGCUCUUUCAGACGACGCAGGCCUUUCAGCGCGAGGUGACCCUCAUCAUAUCCGAUCUGAAGGGCCCCUGGUGGUUCCGCGCUCCGCCGGCGGAAAGCUUCGCCGGAACGUUCACGCGGCACCCCAUCAAACUGAUGGGCAGCAGUCGCGACACCGCUGGAAAAAUGCAGGGCGUUGGCUGCUUUCCCAGUCUCAUCGUAGGGCUGAAAGACAACUUCUGUUUGUACGACGAGUUGGGGGGGAGAGACGAGAGGAGCGAGAUGAACAGCGUACAUGCGUUCCGGCGCGGCGAGGUGCCGUUGCUCUGCAUGGUGCAGCGCCAAACGACGCGGCGACUCACGAACUACGACGCGCUGCGGGCGGUCGCCCUUAACGCGGGUUUCAAGGUUUCGGACGUCGUGUUCGAGAACCUGGCGCCGCGGGAAUCCGUCCGAACGAUGCGCGCGUGCGACAGCCUGGUCGGGGUCCACGGGGCGGGCUUGUCCAACACCCUGUUCAUGCGCCCCGGGUCGGUCCUGCUGCAAAUCAUUCCCUUUGGGGAGCACGCGGAGGUCAGCUUAGUCGGCCGGGAGUUCCGGAACGUCGCUGACGUCAUCGGGUUCGCUUACUCCGAAUGCAACGUGCCUGCCGAGAACAGUUCCCUUUGGGCCCGAUAUAAAGUGACGGACAGAGUACUGGCGGACCCUCGCGGCCUUUGGGAGGAGGACGCCGAUAAGGCCAUGAAAAUGUACCACAGCCAGGACGUCAGUGUUCCGGAGACGGUGUUUGAGGAACUCCUUCGCGAGAUGCGAGGCAACUUCGCUUUUCACGACGCCGGUGCCGCUUCCUGGGAUGCUUUCACCCAGUCUUCAAGGUUCCGCUUUUGA
Molecule: messenger RNA, 1383 nt
Organism: Klebsormidium nitens
Lineage: Eukaryota; Viridiplantae; Streptophyta; Klebsormidiophyceae; Klebsormidiales; Klebsormidiaceae
Source: the annotation of a GenBank genome assembly